UCUGGGAGUGUCAGAUUUCAAACUCAGCAUUAGCCACUCAGUGCUGUGCAAUGCUGGGGACCUGCCUCAGACUCCUGGUGGGCGCUCUGUACACUGUCUGCAGCUUGGGCACAGCCAGAUCCUAUCCAGACACUUCCCCGCUGCUUGGCUCCAACUGGGGAAGCCUGACCCACCUGUACACAGCUACAGCCAGGACCAGCUAUCACCUACAGAUCCAUAGGGAUGGCCAUAUAGAUGGCACCCCCCAUCAGACCAUCUACAGUGCCCUGAUGAUUACAUCAGACGACGCUGGCUCGGUGGUGAUAACAGGAGCCAUGACUAGAAGGUUCCUUUGUAUGGAUCUCCGCGGCAACAUUUUCGGAUCGCAACACUUCAGCCCAGAGAACUGCAGGUUCCGCCAGUGGACGCUGGAGAACGGCUAUGACGUCUACCUGUCGCCGAAGCAUCACUACCUAGUGAGCCUGGGCCGUGUCAAGCGCAUCUUCCAGCCCGGCACCAACCCACCGCCCUUUUCGCAGUUCCUGGCACGCAGGAACGAGGUCCCGCUGCUGCACUUCUACACCGCGCGCCCACGGCGCCACACGCGCAGCGCCGAGGACCCGCCCGAGCGCGACCCGCUGAACGUGCUCAAGCCGCGGCCCCGUGCCACGCCCGUGCCAGUCUCCUGCUCACGUGAGCUGCCGAGCGCAGAAGAAGGUGGCCCCGCGGCCAGCGACCCCCUGGGGGUGCUGCGCAGAGGCCGCGGGGAUGCUCGCGGGGGCGCGGGAGGCGCAGAUCGGUGUCGCCCCUUUCCCAGGUUUGCCUAGGUUCCCUGCCCCGGAGGCCUCCGCCUCCAUCCUCCAGUCAGUUCAGCUCACGUGGAGGGCUGGAGUACCCUGAGGAUGUCCGCUUCUCUCCCUUCCCUAUGGGCCUGAGAGUCACCUGCGAGGUUCCAGCCAGGCACCGCUAUUCAGAAUAAGAGCCAACAGUGGGAGGCUGGACAGUUGGUGCAGACAGUUCUCAGCUCCCACAACUACCUGUAAUUCUAGUUCCAGGGGAAUCUAGACACACACACACACACACACACACACACACAUCCACACACAUGCAUACAUACAUGUAAUUUUAAAUGUUAAUCUGUUUUAAAGACCCCCCCCCCAAACAGGUAAACUAGACACGAAGCUUUUUUUAUCUUACUAACAGGUAAACUAGACACUUGGCCUUUAUUAGCUGGUCUCUGGCCUAGCAUUUUUAUCGAUCAGUUAGCACGAAGAAAGUUCACACCUUGCACACAGGGAAGAGGCCAUCUCUGCAGCUUCUUGUUACUGUUCUGGGACCCACACUUCUGAGUUUGCGUUUGAGCACCUUGACCUUAACGUCUUCACUGGGCAAGUCGAAGACAGACACUCAGUUCUUCCCUUUGGGAAGAGCUUUCGAUUGGAGGCUGACAAGGAGACCCAAACCGAUCAGGUUCCAGAGUUGAGCCUCUCUGCGGAAUGA
Messenger RNA from Arvicanthis niloticus (Nile rat), 1479 nucleotides. RefSeq names its product fibroblast growth factor 23 (gene Fgf23). The record is from RefSeq and is a predicted model, not a curated record. Lineage: Eukaryota; Metazoa; Chordata; Mammalia; Rodentia; Muridae. Gene Ontology annotation, molecular function: growth factor activity.